This is a messenger RNA of Linum trigynum, 656 nucleotides long. The record is from the annotation of a GenBank genome assembly. NCBI's taxonomy places the organism in Eukaryota, Viridiplantae, Streptophyta, Magnoliopsida, Malpighiales, Linaceae.
UUCCCUCAGAACCAGAAAAUCACCCACCACGCACCAUUGUUUUACACUCUUUCUCUCCGCCUGCUUCCUCUUACAGCUCACCCUCCACUCUCAAGAACAAUGAAGAAAGUGGUCCUCAAGGUAGACAUACACGACGACAGGAUGAAGCAGAAGACCAUAAAGGCGGUUUCCACACUCUCAGGGAUUGAUUUGAUCGCCGUGGAUAUGACGGAAAACAAGAUGACGGUGAUUGGCAGCAUGGAUCCGAUCGAUAUAGUGACCAAGCUGAAGAGGCAUUGUCACGGUGAGAUUCUGACGGUCGGACCACCGCCCGACCCGAAGAAAGAAGAAGAGAAGAAGAAAGAGGAAGAGAAGAAGAAGAAAGAGGAGGAGGAGAAGAAGAAGAAAGAGGAGGAAUCCAAGUUGCAGCAGCUGUUUCAGCAUUAUCACUACAAUCCUUAUUAUCCCUAUAUGGCGGCCCAACCGGUUUACAGUCAUCUCCACCCGAAUUAUAACUACCGAGUGGUAAGUCCCGACGACAACCCCAACGGCUGCGUAAUUUGCUGAAUUUCCACAAGAUAGAGAUGUAUAUCGAUGCAGAUAAGAAUUUUGAUUUCUUAGAUUAGUGGGAACUGAAAAUUUUGAUACAUGUGUUUAGAUAAACCAACUAUGUAGAA